Molecule: messenger RNA, 2132 nt
Organism: Salvia miltiorrhiza (redroot sage)
Lineage: Eukaryota; Viridiplantae; Streptophyta; Magnoliopsida; Lamiales; Lamiaceae
Product: sulfite exporter TauE/SafE family protein 4
Exons: 12
Coding region: 309-1697 (462 amino acids)
Biological process (GO): protein ubiquitination
Cellular component (GO): Cul4A-RING E3 ubiquitin ligase complex; membrane
Source: RefSeq, a predicted model, not a curated record
AAAAAUAUUUGUAAUAGGCGUAAGAAGUAAAACGCCUGCAUCUUGGGUGAGGGAGGAUUGAGGGAGUAUCCAAUUUGCAUUUUAGAAUUCCUCUCUCAAGUAUUUAUUAGGAAUAAAAUCGCUGAUUGUGGACAUACUGUCGUACAGUAAUUUCAUCAACAAGGAAAAGAAAUAUACACAUACACGAACGCCGCCCUGAAGAAAAAGAAAAAACUGCCCAUUCGUCUUCCUCGAGGGUGGGAAAAAUCAAAAAGGGUUCUGGCGUUUAAAAAUUCUCAAGAAAAAGAUAAGUUGUGAUUUGAAUAUCGAUGGCUGCUAAAGGGCUGGUGGUUUACCUGCUGACGGCCUUCUCUUUGGCUGUUGUAUCCGUGUAUUUCGUCAACAAUUAUGCAAAUGGAGGUGAUGAUGCAAAACCGUCAUCUUCCAGCUCCAAUGCUUUGCAGCAGAAUCUUGGAUCUGAAGACAAAGUCUGGCCUGAAUUGAAGUUUAGCUGGAGGGUUGUUUUGGCGACUGUGAUAGGGUUCUUGGGGUCAGCCUGCGGCACGGUGGGUGGCGUUGGUGGGGGUGGCAUUUUUGUGCCUAUGCUCACUCUCAUUGUUGGCUUUGACACCAAGUCUGCUGCUGCCAUUUCUAAGUGCAUGAUCAUGGGGGCAUCGGCAUCAUCUGUUUGGUACAACUUGAGGGUGCCUCAUCCAUGCAGAGAUGCUCCCAUACUCGAUUAUGAUUUGGCUCUUCUGUUUCAGCCGAUGCUCAUGCUUGGGAUCACCCUUGGUGUUUCUUUGAGUGUUGUCUUCCCCUAUUGGCUAAUCACCAUCUUAAUCAUAAUUUUGUUCCUAGGGACUUCUUCAAGAUCCUUUUGCAAGGCAAUUGAGAUGUGGAAUGAGGAAACUAUCCUAAAGAAAUCCAUGGAAGACAGACGAACAUUUGCCAAUUCACAUGGAGAAUUGCUUAUUAAUGCUGAAUAUGAUCCAUUGGUGCCUAAAGAGGAAAAAACAGCGUUGCAAAUUCUGAAGGGCAACAUUAACAUGAAGAGAAUGUCGAUGUUGGUGCUUGUAUGGAUUUGCUUUUUGCUGCUUCAAGUGAUCAAGAAUAAUACAACGGCUUGUACUUUGGUAUAUUGGACACUUACCUUGUUACAGCUCCCUGUUGCGCUUAUUGUGUUUGGCUACGAAUGUGUGAAACUGUACAAGGAAAGCAAGAAAAGGAGGAUGGCUGGAAAUCAAGAACAUAUAUGUGAGGCAGCGAUUGAAUGGAAUGCUACAAAUAUCACGUUAUGUGCCCUCUGUGGUGUAUUGGGAGGCACAGUCGGUGGCUUGUUAGGUUCUGGUGGAGGCUUUAUUCUUGGACCACUCUUGCUCGAGAUUGGGGUGAUCCCUCAGGUUGCUAGUGCGACGGCAACUUUUGUGAUGAUGUUCUCCUCAUCUUUAUCAGUAGUAGAGUUUUACCUUCUCAAAAGAUUUCCAAUGCCCUAUGCUCUGUAUUUGAUGGCAGUAUCGAUCUUGGCUGGCUUCUGGGGUCAAUAUUUCAUAAGAAAGAUGGUCACAAUCCUCAAGAGGGCGUCCAUCAUCGUCUUCAUCCUCUCCGGUGUCAUUUUUGCCAGUGCUCUCACAAUGGGUUUGAUCGGGAUAGAAAAAAGUGUGAGGAUGAUAAACAACCAUGAGUUCAUGGGGUUCUUGGAUUUUUGCAGCAGCCAAUGAUGAUUGGUUGGAGGCAAAAAUUAGAGAGAGACGUGUUCUAAUUGACCACCUCUCCAGAAUUCUCGUUCUAUAAAAUAUGUGUUUGUGAGUGUUGGCCAAUGCCUUAUUGACCAGCUCUCUCCAAAGGUCUUGCUCUGUAAAAUUUGUGAGUGUUGGCCAAUGCCUAAUUGACCACCUCUCCAAAAUUCUUGUUCUAUAUAAUUUGUGUGUGGGGUGUUGGUCAAUACUUAGUUGACCAUCUCUCUCCAAAAUUGAAUUUGUGUGUGGGGGUGUUGGCCAAUGCCUAAUUGACCGACAGCCCCUCACUCAUAGGUUUGCAUAAUGUAUAAAAGAAAUGUGCAUUUGUGUGUAUUGAAAGAUUUGGGCACGUAGAGUGGCUAAAACAAUAUGUAUUUGUGCCAACAUUAUCUUUUAAUAGUGACGUUAGCUUGUAUU